GUGGGACAGGGGUGGGAGUGCAAAGGUGGUCCACCUUCUGCCAAGCAAGACAGAGUUUAGUUCCAGGUGGAGUGGAAGCAGCUGUUUUCACGACUAUUUCCUCAUUUUCCAUUUGAAUUUGUGCAAGUAGGGGAGGCCAUCGGCUGCUUGUUUGCUGGAAAGAGAGAAAACUUGUCGGUGACCUGUCUAGUCACACAUACUUUGGAUGUUUGUUGUAAAAUACUGCAGUUAAUGAAAGCUGUCAAAAUGAGUAAGCAGCCCUUACAUGUCAUCUAGCGUGUCAAGAAGAAGAAGGAGGUGUGUCUGUUUUUCUUCAUUUUCCCUUAAUUCUAAUAUGGAAUGGUGAACAAGACCCAUCAUGAUGCCUGUCCUUUCAUCACAUUAAAAAAAGGUUGUGUAGGUGCAGAUAAAGAGCCGGAGAGAUGGAGUUGCCAAAUCAUGCCAAACAACUGCUGCUGCAGCUGAACCAGCAACGAGCCAAAGGUUACCUGUGCGACGUGAUCAUCGUGGUGGAGAACGCGCUGUUCCGGGCGCAUAAGAACAUCCUGGCGGCCAGCAGCAUCUACUUCAAGUCGCUCAUCCUCCACGACAACCUGAUCAACCUGGACACGGACAUGGUCAACCCGUCCGUCUUCCGGCAGGUGCUGGACUUCAUCUACACCGGCAAGCUGCUGUCGUCGACCGCCUCGGAGCAGGUGAGCGACCACAACUUCAGCGCCCUGCUGACGGCAGCCAGCUACCUGCAGCUGCACGACCUGGCCGCGCUGUGCCGCAAGAAGCUCAAGCGCGGCGGCCGGGCACUCCUCAGCAAGCCUGGGACGCCCACCAACGGACGCACUUCCGCCACCUCCGCCCACGCCUCCACCCGCAACCAAAGGCUGUCCUCCACGCCUGUCGCCCAGAUGCCAAUGGCGGGCGUGAGGGAGCGGGAUCGUGACGGCGGUGGCGGCAGCAGACCCAAGCGGCACCACCACCAUCACCACCAUCACGAGGAGCUCCUGAAGGACGAGCUGCUGUCCGAGGACGAGAUGUUCCUGGGCUCCACGGCCAACUCCCUCAGCCCUUCCACCAGUAAGAACGGCAGCAACGGCACCACCACUACCAGCAACAGUAACAACAAUAACCUCAACAUUGGAGUAGGUCUCCAGGAGCUGGGACUGGACCUGUCCAAGAAGAGCCCGUCAGGCAGCACGGCCACCGAAGAAGUCAGCCCCAGCAGCAUCCCUCAAGAAUCACCUCAAUCUGCCUCAGAAUCCACAGCCAACAGUGCCUCGUUUGAAGAGAACCCCACCAACCCCCAUAGCCUGGUUGGAGGUGGUGGAGAACCCAUGGACCUCGGAGAUGCCGGAGGAGGAGAGUGCGACGAAGCUCCACCGCCAGCAGCGCGCGACGCAGACCACCACCAACAACCCCACGUGAAGAACCCCUCGCGCCCCAACGUCCGCAGCCGCGCCUGGGCCAAAGGCGAAGCCAGCAAGGCGGAUGACUCUGAGCGUGCGGCCCUGCCCAACGGCGUGGCCAAGCGGCUCAACGUGGGCAGCAGCAAGGUCAACAACUCCUCGUCUGACGGCGCGUACAAGGAGGAAGAAGAGGGCCAGGAGAAUGGCCAAGACGGCCAGAGCGGCGAGGAGAGCGGCGCCAGCGAGGGCGAGGGGGGCGGCGGCGGCGGUGGACGUGGCAGCUCCAACUAUGUGUACCGACAGGAAGGCUUCGAGCCGGCGCUGGGCGACAACCUGUACGUGUGCAUCCCCUGCGGCAAGGGCUUCCCCAGCUCGGAGGAGCUCAACGCGCACGUGGAGACGCACACGGAGGAGGAGCUGUACAUCAAGGAGGAGGAGGACGAGGAGGGCGCCGGCUUCCCCAAGGAGGAGGAGGCCGAGGCCGAAGACCUGUCCUCCCAGGCCACGCUGGCCCAGGGCGGGGAGGCGGCGGCCGCCGGAGCCGCGGGGGGGCGGCGCUUCAGCUGCACGGUGUGCAGCCGCAGCUACAAGGACCCGGCCACGCUGCGGCAGCACGAGAAGACCCACUGGCUGACGCGGCCCUUCCCCUGCAACAUCUGCGGCAAGAUGUUCACGCAGCGCGGCACCAUGACGCGCCACAUGCGCAGCCACCUGGGCCUCAAGCCCUUCGCCUGCGAGGAGUGCGGCAUGCGCUUCACCCGCCAGUACCGGCUCACGGAGCACAUGCGCGUGCACUCGGGCGAAAAGCCAUACGAAUGUCAGCUGUGCGGCGGCAAGUUCACGCAGCAGCGCAACCUCAUCAGCCACCUCCGAAUGCACACCUCCCCCACAUAAAGCCAAAGACGAAACGCAACGCAACACAACACAAGACCAGGCCAGACAGACAGCCCAGUUCACCUCACCUCACCUCAGCUCUACUCGGCUCUACUCCACUCACCUCGGACCAGGAGACAGCUACUCGAGGUGGGGGUCUGCAUCUACAACAAUAAUAAGAAGAAGUGCAUCAUGUCAAAGAAGAAUGAGGAAGAGGUGUGCGCCCAAACGCAUGCAUACCUCGAAAGCAGGCAUCAAAAAUUAAGUCUUGGGUGGAGCGAGAGAAAGUGAGAAAAAAGAAAGAUUGGUGAGUUGUUGGUUUCUCCUGCCUUCCAAAAAAAUGGGAGAAGUGGUCAAAAAUACUAAGAAAAGUUCCAAACGUGGAAGGAAAGAAAAAAAAAACAACACAUCAUCCUCAGAAAAAAAAUCGCUAUGAUUUUUUUUUGUUUUUUUGUACAUCAUUUGACUGUUUUAUUUCAUGCUGUGAAUGUAAGGUUGGGGUACUUAUGCUGUUAUUUUGUGACUUCAUAGGACAACCAGACCACUACAAAAACCCAAAUGCAGUCUGGCAGUAUGGCUUUCUUCAUUUCUGUCUUGUGUGUCUCAUGUUCAGUUGGUCUGGGAGUCAAAGGCCGUAUCCCAAAACGUACACACUUCAUGGUUCCUGAUCAUGAAAUCCUGCUGUGGAUAGAGCAUUGGCUUAGGAUGGGAGAAUCCUAAAGUCAAUUUUUAAAAGUCCUUGAGACAAAAAUAAUUAUAUUGUGACCAUAAGAUUAUUAUAAGCAUAUAUUUUAAAUUCAGAGAUAGAUGAAAAAGAGAAGCCUUUCCCUUCAAAUGGCAAAUAAGUGUUUUUUUUUGUCAAGUGUCUCAAAGAAUAGUGUUUGUCAGACUCAACCAAAACUAGGAACUGUCUGAAUUCAUUUUCCUGUGGUGUUUUCACAAAAGCUUUGUGCAUCCAACCAAACAUUUCCGAUGAUUUCUUCUCUUUACCACGUUUCUAAAAAACACCUCUCAGUGUGGCUGGACCAGUUUCACAGAAGUGGGUUUCAAACCAGUUGUCCUCAAAGUUGAGUUGAGACAUGGCCAGCCAUUUGCCCUGGAGGGUGUUUUUCCUUCUUUUACAGAAAGAAAAACAUGUUCUUUUUCUGAACCAAAUACUUCACUUUUUGUUUUGUCUUGCUUUUCGAUCAGCCUUUCAAAUUGGUACGACUCAUACAGUCUUCUCUUGAUUUCUCACUUCACAACCCCCUAUGAAAAACAAGUGAGGGGAAAACGGCCUCCAUUUUGCAGUGAUGGUCAUCGUACGUUAGCAUACUUUAGCACUUUUGGUUUGAAACCCGUGUCGCCUGCAGGGCACCUCCCCGUUUGCCACGGGAGAGUAAUUAUAAACCCACACAGAAACACACACCCACCAAUCCACAGCUCGGUUACACCUGGAUUGGGUGGGUGGUGGUGUGUGCUUGCUUGGGGACGUGGUAUACAAGAAGUCAUUGGAACCUUUUUUAAGCUGUGUCGUUUACUCAUACAUCGUAUAUAGGGGUUUACUCUCAAAGAAAAAGCCAAACAAAAUGGUACUUGUUUUAGAUAACUUAUUGUUAUGCUUCUGUGAAUGUUUAAACUGGAAGUUCUUUUUUGAUAUUUCCUUUUUUGGGGAUCAGUAUCGGGGUUGGCUUUGGGUGAUGGGUCGGGCGGGGACUCUUUAGUGAAUGUCAAGCUUCAGUUUUCUGUUGGUACUGUUGUGUUUUUACAGAUGUUUUUUUCCCUCACUGAAAAAAAACCGGCAGGUCUUUUGAAUGGCUCUGUCACAUUGCUACCUCUUAAUUCUUCUUAAGAACAAUACAUUCAUUCAUGGAAAUAUGGGGAUUCCUGACAUAUAAAUGUAUAAAAAGUUUGCUGAGGCGUUUGAAAUAUUUGUAACCUGCCCAUCUCUCAACAAAAGGUUUUAAUGCUACAUUUACAAAGUUUUAAACCUAUUAUAAGUAGAAAAUAGCUUCUUGGACGCAUGUAUUUAAGGUAUUGUAAUUUUCUUGCCUAGCGCAAAAAUGAUAAAAAAUGUAAAGUUUAUGUAAGUGCAAAUCCAAAGAGAAGAUGUUGUAAUGGAGAAAUGGCUACAAAAACAAAACUUUCCUGUAGAAGUUCACAACCAAAGUGUUUCAAUAUCGGAAAAUCAACUCUGCAGCUGACGAAAUAACUUGUCUGUCCCAAGUAUAUAUAUCUAUAUAUUUUUUUCUCUCUCUAGUUCUUUACCAGAGUGCAACAUAAGUGGAUGAAUUAUGUUGGUCUUUGGCAUCGGACUACAAAAGAAAACCAAUGAUCAUUUGUGUUUAAACUUCUGCUCACGGGUGGGCCGGUGGUCGGUGGCUUUGCCUUCGAAGUUUACAGUACAGUAGUGUCUCUCAACAGUGUCUUUCAGUCUCCAUGUCCUUACUUUGUCUUCAGGAGGACUUUUGUUGAAGAACUUCUAAAGGACUAAUUUAUUUUAGUUCAGACCAAAAAUGAAAAAAAAGAAAACUAAAAAAAAAAGUUGAAACUGAGUAGGACAUUUGUUAGGUUUGUGUGUUACAUGUUGACCAUACAUUUUUGGAAGAUCAUUGAGGGAGGAAUGGAUGCACUGGAUUGUUUUUUUUUUCCUUGUCAUUUUUCUUUUAGUAUCAAUAGAACUUGUCUCAGGCUGAACUUCUACCCAGUUGGGUGGCAUUUUACCACAAGUAUCACUGUUGACCAAUGUUUUAUGAGAAUUGCAUGGUUUUCAAGACAUUUUGGAAUUACACAGGAGAUUCUUUUGUUGACAGUCCUCGGAGGUUACUGACUCUAGGGUGAAUGUUACGUACUCCAGAUUGUCGAAAACAACACUGGUGCAUGUAAACUCUUUUGAAAUUCCUCGAUGCCAUUUCUUUGCAAACAUUUUUUUUUUUUAGACAGCUCCACAGAAACUCUGAAAAGGCCAAUUCCAGUGUAUCGCAUUCCUUUGUGGAAGAUUUUAGCCUUCUCAAUGCAACUCCCGUCAGCAUUCCGUAUUUGGGUUGUUUUUUUGUGUUAUGGUUCUUUCUCUUAAAGUCCAAUGCGAGGGGGUUUUACUGUCAGUGACUCAUAGGAUGCAGCUAUAGUCAUUUUUAAUCUGAGCACUGUUUACAGGCAACUUUGUCCUGGGAUCACACCAUAACCCAUUCCUCUACCUCCAUUCCUCCAAUCCAGUUAUUGAGUGUUUUUUUCUUUUACCUCCUCUGUUCCACUACUGUGAUUUUAUUUUUUGGUCACUUUUUCCUGUUCGGGACCACGUUUUUUUCUUUUGUUACCAUUUGCAAAGGCAGGAAUGGGCCUCAAGUCAUGCUUAAUACCUGUUGUGGUUUCUGUUUCCCUUUCCUCUUUUUUUCUUUUCACUUUUCUUUUUUUAAAUGGAGGUGCUGGAACCUGGUAGAUCUCACGUGA
Messenger RNA from Engraulis encrasicolus (European anchovy), 5702 nucleotides. It is a transcript of the gene hic2, whose product is annotated as hypermethylated in cancer 2. Gene Ontology annotation, biological process: regulation of transcription by RNA polymerase II. Gene Ontology annotation, molecular function: DNA-binding transcription factor activity, RNA polymerase II-specific; protein binding. Lineage: Eukaryota; Metazoa; Chordata; Actinopteri; Clupeiformes; Engraulidae. Gene Ontology annotation, cellular component: nucleus. The coding region runs from base 423 to 2294 and encodes 623 amino acids. The record is from RefSeq and is a predicted model, not a curated record. The transcript has 2 exons.